AUGAGCUUGGAAACGUCUGAUUCGCUGAGGCAACAGUUCCAGUUAAUACAGGAACAGCAACAGAAGAAACUUCUUGCCAGGAAACAACGGAAAGCAAAGAAUAAUGAGAAAACAGGGCAAGAAGAUGCUAGCUCAACUACAGACACCUUUUGGGGUCAUGACGGACAAACUGACAAUUUAGAUUUAAAGGUUUGCAAGAUCUAUAUAUAUGUAUUAUUUUAUUUAUAUAUAAUUCAUAUAAAAACACUGUCUUUCUAGUUUGAUCACAUAUUUACAUUAUAUAUGCUAAAACAACAUAACAGCAACAACUUUAACAUCGUGGCAGCGCGUCAGACUCGUAAUGCGGCGGUCCCGCUGGGUUCAAUUACUUGCUGGAUUUGUUCGUGGUUGUCCCGAGUUCAAAUCCUUGGCCACGCUUGUAAAUAGCCAACUUGUUGCCUCCUGCCAGUUGGAGUUUUUAAUCCAUUUAUGUUGUAUUUGAAUUAUUCGUUUUUUAAGCAUUUGAGAGGAGUGCCUGUAAACUAGCUGGAUGAGCUAAGUGCACUUUCCACUAUAAAACAGCCUAAUUAAACCUUUUUAACAUUUUAUUACUUUAGUAGUUACUAAUUAGAGACCUUUAGAUUCCAGGACGAGAACGAGUACGAGUAUGAGAUUUAACUUAAAGUUUUUUUUUGCUUAUUCUCAAAAACUAGACACCCCGCGGGAAAGCUUUAUUGUACUUUUUUUAUUCAUAAGACAAGAUAGCAGUGUUAUCUAUAUUGAAGGAGCUUAAGCCCUCUCUCGAUCGCAAAAUGAUAAAACUUCUAACAUUUUAUAACUCGCUUCCGCCACUACGACAUUCUCACUAAAACUUGUAGUACUGAACGAGAACAGCUAUAACGUUUUCCCGCCAAAAUGGCGCUGGCUCAUGCGCGUGCACUACCUAGUAUUGAGGAAAUCUCAUCCUCGUAGUCGUAUGUGUCUUAGAAUAUAAAGGUCUCUAUUUAGUGGUGCUUUAAGACUCCUGGCCAGGGAGUAGUACAUUAGAAAGCCUGCAUGUAUGUGAUACCCAAUAGGCAAGGGUUGAGGAAAGUCAUCCUCUAACAAAAUCAUUAACUAAGACAAGCAAGAAAUUGCCCUGGGCAGGCAAAAUGAGAGAGCUGGAAUUCAUUUUUUUUUUUCAAGCCCUGAACACACAAGCACAUAAACAGUUUGUUAAUGUUGAAUUGUACAAUUUAACUUCUCAUUUAUACAUGUAUCUCAUUGUGCAUUACUUUUCUACAUUAUAUGACACAUCAUCAUCAUCUCGAUUAGCCUGAAAUUCAUCCGAUUGCUUCAAGUCAUUUUCUCCUCUCAACAACAUCUGAAUCGACCGGCCCUUAAUGCCGUCCAGUGACGUCACUCACUACCCGAAAACCGGGUAGUGAUUUUGAUUGCUUGAUUGUCUAAACAUUCGAAUAAUUAUGUAUAAUUAUGAAAAAUUUUAGCGGGAUUGUCGCUUGAUAUUCAGCGGAUCGCAUCCCUGGCAUUCUUUCGUUUAGUUCAAACAUUCCGAUAAGCUUUAUCUUUAUCUUAAACGGCAAAAUUGCCGUUGUCUUCGAAACUGAAAUGCUAAAUUGACCUGGGAAUAAGGAAUCAUUAUGGAGAGUCGGUAGGUUUUUCAGGGGUUUUUUUUGUUGUUUUCUUUUUGUUGUUUCAGCGGCCGGUGAAGUUUUCUGAGAUCAAUGUUAUAAUUCUUCCUUCUUGCUAUUUUUACCGUCAAGUGUAGUGAUUCUGUUAGCUUUUCUUUCUUGUCUCCUUGUUUUUUUCUUCGCUAAGGACCAAAUAGCUUCUUUUCAAUUAAAGCAAAUCAUUGUGUUUUUGAACUAAGUUUUCCGUGUGUGUGUUUAUUUCAUUUCGUGAUUGCGACCGAGUUUGAUUAUAGAAUUUAGUACAACCGAUUUAGAGUUGUACUGCAUGCAGUUGAUAGUUUGAACGUUAAACAUGAAUUACAAUCGAAAAAAAUAAAGCAGUUCUGUAUCAUGCAGACAUUUCCAAACGAUAUUUCUCGGUUUGCCACUUGAAAAUCGUGUUUUACUUUUUGCAUGAGUUAAAGCAAAGGUCAAGGAGUAGUGAUGUCACUGGACGGCAUUAUCGGCCCGUCAAUUCAGACGUUACUGAGGGAGUAAUAACGACUCAAAGUAAUCGGAUGAAAUUCAGGCUACAUCUCGAUUAGGUUGGUAAGAGCCAUCAGUUAGGCAACACACCAACCGCUUACAAAUAUAAAUUAAAAAGUAAAAAUUACAUGCAACAAUUAGUAUUCAGAAUAAAAAAGUAAAAAAAUUAACUAAGGUAGUUCAACUAGAUUCUUCAGUUAACAAAGAUCCAUGAAAGUCAGCAAUAUAUUUACAUAUUGUACAUGUACUCAAAAAUGGUGUACAUGUAUAUUUAUGUAUUUCAUUUUUCUGGUCACUUAGUUACAUGUCUGGUCAAAAUGAGAUUUGUCCGGACAUUGUCCAUUGAUUGGUUGUUAUUUGAGCCCUGCAGGUGGUGUAUGAAAUGCUACAUGAAAAGGCAAAUAAAGCACCAUAUGUGAAAUUACUGCCAACAAAGCCACAUCAAUUUUUAUGGUCUCACCAUCAUAUGAUUUCAUCCACAGACUCAAAAGUUGUAGAACCAUUUUCCAAGACUCCAUAAGGGUUAAAAGAUGUUGAGUCCAGACUUCCUUUAAACCUCAAAAGGCAAAAACCUUGAUUUUCUAAACCUAGAGCUGGGAAAAGUAGUGAGUAGUGAGAUGUCCUCAAUUUCCUAGUGGGCGGGCUUCCAGUGGGGAUUAGGGGUAUUUGAAGUUCGAUAUCUUAAAAACUGGAGCAGUGAAAAUCCCAGAGACAUGGUUGAAGAAUGUAAACAGUACUGUGAGUUGGCAAUUCACACCUUAACUAAAUUCACUCAAAUGUGACCACUAAGCAUUAGAUUGAGUUUGCUAUCUAAAUUGAAAUGAACCCUAGAGAUGGUGCAAAAAUUGUAUGGAGUUUGACUUUUUUAAAAAGUGUGAGAAAUCAGUUGUCAACUUCUUGUAGGCAGUCCUGUAUUAAUUGAUGCUGGAAUCAAAGUCAAACUAAUAGUAAGUACUGUGUACAUUAUAGAUUAAUUUAUUAAUCACCUUUUUGUUCUUUUAAAUACCCAGCUUGAUACUGCUGUUGCAAAUGGUGGAGAUCUUUUUAUGCAAAAAGAAGUAGACGAGCUUAAGGAUGUUAUCCGGGUUAGUUAUGUUAGACGUUGUUUGUUAAAUACAUGACUUUUGUAUAAGUCAUGAACCAGGGCUUCUGAUACAAUGAUAGUGUGAUUUGUUUGUACAUGUGUAGAUCUACACGUGCAGUUUGUACAUGUAUGUCAAAUCAUAUCCAACAGCAUCCAACAGCAUGAUCCACAAGAAAUUUAAUCUUUCAUUAAUAAUAUUCACAUAAUUAUGCAUAAUUUAGAAAAAAUAACAAACAAAAAUGCUCCAUGCAAUUUAAGGUUACUUUGCUUUGGGAAACAUGUGCAUGUAGAUCUUCUAAAAUUUCUAAUGUUGGUGUCAAACUAAAAAAAGAUUUUCUCACCGUAUCAGAAGGUUUUGCUUCAGUUAUUCAAAACCUGGAUAAUGCAUAUUGGCUUACAUAUCUAUUACUUUUCCACUAUUGAUAGUGUCUGACGGAUAGACUGCUAGCCAACAUAUUUUGAGCAACUGGGGUCUGGUGUAAAUUUAAGGUAUAAAAUAAUGAACAUGUACCGGGUUGUAUGGUACCAGUUUAUAACAAAUCAGGGCUUCUGAUAUUUUGCGGAAAAAAAAGCAAAAUUUCACGGGAUUUUCGGGGACAAAUUCGCAGAAAAAUCGGCCAAUUUCGCAGGAUCUUCGCGGGAGAAAAGUCAAAAUUCGCAGAAAAAUUGGCCGAUUUCACGGGAUUUUAGUGGAAAAAAGUCAAAUUAUGAAGGAUUUUUAGGGGCAAAUUCUAGGAAAAAUCGGCCGAUUUCACGGGAAAUUUCGGAGGGAAACUUCGCCAAGAAACAAUCAGUAAAAAACAGCCAAUUUCGCUGGAUUUUUUUUGGGCAAAUUUAGCUAAAAUCGAUCAAUUUUGCGUCGAUAUGACCAGCGUUUUUUAACGUUUUUUUAACAGGGAUAAUCAUUUGCUCUUUCCACGACAGUUCGCUCGAGAAAUGAGCGAAUGCUAAAGCUAUUAACAUUAUGGUUAGUACCCAGUUUUUUGCAACGUUCAUCUAAAAAUGCCUGGUAGUUUUGGGAUGUUGUUUACUCGUUGCAGUGAUGAAGUUUCAGGAUAAAUUUGGACGUUUGGGGUGAAGAAAACAGGUCUAAUAGCCAAGAUAAGUAUUAAAUAUGUUUUGCCGACAUGUAUUUGGAAAUAUUUCUGGCGGAUUUCGCAGUAUUUCGCGUUUUUUGGGAAUUUCGUGGUAUUUCGCGGGUCCACGACCGCGCGAAAUAUUAGGAGCCCUGAACAAAUGUCGAAUCUACUUACUCAAUACACAAGUAGCCUGACAUGCCACAGAUGAAACCAAACCUCUAGUUAGGGUUAAAUUACGUCUGGAAUGAAGGCUAGUGGACAGAUGUAUUAUGUGAGAGUUGUCAAGAAUAUUACUCUGCACAAUUAAUUAACCUAAAAUUAAAACUUUUCUUUUCCUUCAUAAUCUUUUAUUUUUAUUUUAAAAGCACUGAUUUGUAUAAUAAUAAUUAUUAUACAAAUUAAUAUUAAUAUAAUUAAUAUUCUGUAUGAGUUUAAAUAAAAAUGACUUGACUUGACUUGACUUGGUUGCUUUAAUAAAGUAUCACUUGCAAUAUUACCAUAAAUUGUAGUAAAAAUAAUAAUAUUAACAUAAACAUUAAGUUUAUUGUGUUGAGUUUACUGACCCACCCCUGCUAUGUAGUACAUGUAGCUGAGUACGUUUAUGUGAAUUCAUACCUUUAGGUAAGUACAUUUUGUACCUUUAUGUAAGAUUUAGGCUACAAGUACACAUUAAAUUAAUUAUUCUGUAAGGUGUUUUUAGAAUUUGACUUUUUAAAGGCAAAUAAAGCACCAUAUGUGAAAUUACUGCCAACAAAGCCACAUCAAUUUUUAUGGUCUCACCAUCAUAUGAUUUCAUCCACAGACUCAAAAGUUGUAGAACCAUUUUCCAAGACUCCAUAAGGGUUGAAAGAUGUUGAGUCCAGACUUCCUUUAAACCUCAAAAGGCAAAAACCUUGAUUUUCUAAACCUAGAGCUGGGAAAAGUAGUGAGUAGUGAGAUGUCCCCAAUUUCCUAGUGGGCGGGCUUCCAGUGGGGAUUAGGGGUAUUUGAAAUUCGAUAUGUUAAAAACUGGAGCAGGGAAAAUCCCAGAGACAUGGUUGAAGAAUGUAAACAGUACUGUGAGUUGGCAAUUCACACCUUAACUAAAUUCACUCAAAUGUGACCACUAAGCAUUAGAUUGAGUUUGCUAUCUAAAUUGUAAUGAACCCUAGAGAUGGUGCAAAAAUUGUAUGGAGUUUGACUUUUUUAAAAAGUGUGAGAAAUCAGUUGUCAACUUCUUGUAGGCAGUCCUGUAUUAAUUGAUGCUGGAAUCAAAGUCAAACUAAUAGUAAGUACUGUGUACAUUAUAGAUUAAUUUAUUAAUCACCUUUUUGUUCUUUUAAAUACCCAGCUUGAUACUGCUGUUGCAAAUGGUGGAGAUCUUUUUAUGCAAAAAGAAGUAGACGAGCUUAAGGAUGUUAUCCGGGUUAGUUAUGUUAGACGUUGUUUGUUAAAUACAUGACUUUUGUAUAAGUCAUGAACCAGGGCUUCUGAUACAAUGAUAGUGUGAUUUGUUUGUACAUGUGUAGAUCUACACGUGCAGUUUGUACAUGUAUGUCAAAUCAUAUCCAACAGCAUCCAACAGCAUGAUCCACAAGAAAUUUAAUCUUUCAUUAAUAAUAUUCACAUAAUUAUGCAUAAUUUAGAAAAAAUAACAAACAAAAAUGCUCCAUGCAAUUUAAGGUUACUUUGCUUUGGGAAACAUGUGCAUGUAGAUCUUCUAAAAUUUCUAAUGUUGGUGUCAAACUAAAAAAAGAUUUUCUCACCGUAUCAGAAGGUUUUGCUUCAGUUAUUCAAAACCUGGAUAAUGCAUAUUGGCUUACAUAUCUAUUACUUUUCCACUAUUGAUAGUGUCUGACGGAUAGACUGCUAGCCAACAUAUUUUGAGCAACUGGGGUCUGGUGUAAAUUUAAGGUAUAAAAUAAUGAACAUGUAACGGGUUGUAAGGUACCAGUUUAUAACAAAUCAGGGCUUCUGAUAUUUUGCGGAAAAAAAAGCAAAAUUUCACGGGAUUUUCGGGGACAAAUUCGCAGAAAAAUCGGCCAAUUUCGCAGGAUCUUCGCGGGAGAAAAGUCAAAAUUCGCAGAAAAAUUGGCCGAUUUCACGGGAUUUUAGUGGAAAAAAGUCAAAUUAUGAAGGAUUUUUAGGGGCAAAUUCUAGGAAAAAUCGGCCGAUUUCACGGGAAAUUUCGGAGGGAAACUUCGCCAAGAAACAAUCAGUAAAAAACAGCCAAUUUCGCUGGAUUUUUUUUGGGCAAAUUUAGCUAAAAUCGAUCAAUUUUGCGUCGAUAUGACCAGCGUUUUUUAACGUUUUUUUAACAGGGAUAAUCAUUUGCUCUUUCCACGACAGUUCGCUCGAGAAAUGAGCGAAUGCUAAAGCUAUUAACAUUAUGGUUAGUACCCAGUUUUUUGCAACGUUCAUCUAAAAAUGCCUGGUAGUUUUGGGAUGUUGUUUACUCGUUGCAGUGAUGAAGUUUCAGGAUAAAUUUGGACGUUUGGGGUGAAGAAAACAGGUCUAAUAGCCAAGAUAAGUAUUAAAUAUGUUUUGCCGACAUGUAUUUGGAAAUAUUUCUGGCGGAUUUCGCAGUAUUUCGCGUUUUUUGGGAAUUUCGUGGUAUUUCGCGGGUCCACGACCGCGCGAAAUAUUAGGAGCCCUGAACAAAUGUCGAAUCUACUUACUCAAUACACAAGUAGCCUGACAUGCCACAGAUGAAACCAAACCUCUAGUUAGGGUUAAAUUACGUCUGGAAUGAAGGCUAGUGGACAGAUGUAUUAUGUGAGAGUUGUCAAGAAUAUUACUCUGCACAAUUAAUUAACCUAAAAUUAAAACUUUUCUUUUCCUUCAUAAUCUUUUAUUUUUAUUUUAAAAGCACUGAUUUGUAUAAUAAUAAUUAUUAUACAAAUUAAUAUUAAUAUAAUUAAUAUUCUGUAUGAGUUUAAAUAAAAAUGACUUGACUUGACUUGACUUGGUUGCUUUAAUAAAGUAUCACUUGCAAUAUUACCAUAAAUUGUAGUAAAAAUAAUAAUAUUAACAUAAACAUUAAGUUUAUUGUGUUGAGUUUACUGACCCACCCCUGCUAUGUAGUACAUGUAGCUGAGUACGUUUAUGUGAAUUCAUACCUUUAGGUAAGUACAUUUUGUACCUUUAUGUAAGAUUUAGGCUACAAGUACACAUUAAAUUAAUUAUUCUGUAAGGUGUUUUUAGAAUUUGACUUUUUCUACAAUAUUCUUGUUAUUUUAAAAAACAGGUAUUAAAAGAUGAAAAUGGUCGACUUUAUAAGCUUCUUGGAGAAAGGGAUGAAGAGAUGAGGAUUUUGAGGAAAGCAAGAGAUGAGGAGAAGAGAGCUUUGGCUGGUGAGAACUUUUUGUAGCUGUUAUUAUAUUUAGCAUAGCUGGGUCAUAAAAAAGCUGGCAGGAACUCUUAACCCAUUCGCCCCUGAACCGCCCAUUACCGCCCGUGCAGAUCCACAUCCUUUCGACCCUUUGUGACGUCAUCAGUUUUAACGGUCAAGGACAACUUUGUCCUCUAGCUUGUGCAGAGUGAAGAGAUCUUUCAAACCAUACCAGAAUGAGCACAAUUCAGUCAAGGACACCGGAGAAAGAGGCAAAAAACCAUGUAACAUUGACCUGAAAAUCUCCAUGAAAAUCUUGUUCCAUUGCCCACCUACCUUUCCUUUCACCUAAUCCUAAGAUCCUAAAAGCUUUCCUGAAAACUAUUCCCACCAAAAUGAAGCCUACUAAAUGCCCAGCAAGAGAAAAAAAAAUGAGGCAAGAAAAGCGAAAAAAAGAGGGGAGGAGAGAAAGCGAAAAGUAAAAGUCAAGACUGCUGUGUCACUUUUAAACCCAAAAACUAUGUCGAAAUUUUGCUUUCUGCGCAUGCCCGAACUUCGCAAGCUGAUAUUUUGCAUCUGGAUCAGAAGGCCAUCAAGUGUACGACCUAUAAACCGGUUGUGGUAAGUUUUAGCUCUUUAUAGCACGACAGUGACCAGAAAACCACUCGACUAGCUUCAAAAUGGUUUUUCGGCAAUAUCUCCAGGAGCGAAUGGGUUAAUGUUAACAAUUAAUUUUGGUCACAUAAAGCUGUACAUUGUACAUGUGUUAAUGUGGUAGUUGCCUGGUGUGGUUCUACAAGGGCUGUAAAUUCAGAGCUGUUAUUAAGAGGCAGGGGCCAGGGAUUUCCCCCGGCUACUAUGAACAUGGCCCCCGGCUACUUUCAUAUUAAAAUAGAAGAAAAAUAAAACCAAAAGGAAUCCCUAGCUGUUUGAUUCCCUGUUUGCUUGUUGUGUUUACUGACAACUUGAAAUCUUGAUAGUGACAUCCCUGAAAUUAUAAUACAUUUUCCCAUGAUAUGAUACAGAUUUUGAUACAAGGGCUACAACACAAUUCAUGAUACAAUAUGGGUACAGCAGCCCUAAACCUUUUUCCACCUGCAAAACUUUGAAUUGAGCCAAAAUAUUGCCAAAAUUUUAACAAUGUUAGAGGCUGUUUUAUAUAAUUAAUUUUGUAAAAUGUAGGGCAUGGUUGGCAUAUUCAGAAAGAACAAGAUGAAAAAAGCCCCUUCACCAAAAAUGAGCCUGUUGCUGUAAAUAUUAUUGGUGGGGAGAUAUAAGCACCAUAAUGCUCCCAAUGAAUCCAGGGAAAUCCUUCUAAAAUUGGUUUGGAUCGUAAUGAACUUUAUGAUCCAGGCCUAUUUUACAGUAGAAGGAUUAACCGUGUAUUUGGAGUCAUUGAACAAUAACGUGUUUAUGUCUCCCCACCAAUUUGCAUUUUUCGUCUUGUUUUUUCUGGAAAUACCAUAUCCUAUCCUAUAAUUUGAAUUCACAAAUUUUGUUUAGAGAGCUGUGCAUUUUAACAAUUUACAUUUACACUGUUGUUUGAUUGUUACAGCAUGUUGCUAUAAUGGUGUACAUGGGUUCAUAUUUUUUACUGUUAUGAUUGUAUAGGCAGUGGAGUGGCUGCUGAUACCGCUGCUGGUAGAAUCAUGGAACUGUCCAAGAAAAACAGGGAACUGACCGCAGACCUGGAGAGUGAGCGGAAUAAAGUGCGUCAACUGACAAAGAAAGCAAGAGACAUGGAGAGAGAGGUACAUGUACCAACGAUGAUGUUAAACCCGCUUCAGGCGGGCCCUUUCACAUGUACGUUGCAUGUGGAGAAAACCAUUCCUGGGUAGAAGGAAGGAUCACUCGCCUACCUCUUCUACCCUGUGGUAGCCAACUUUUCCUACAUUUCCUUACAAAACUUAGGGGACCCUUUACAUGACAAACAAAAAGUUGGCUUAGCUCAGGCGUAGUUAAUAGAUUGGAAUGGUGAUGAAACCUGUCAGACUUCUUUGUUAUAUGUUUUUUCUGGACCUGUCAGUGCCCAACGUUCAAUAGCAUUCCUAAUAUUUUGAUCUUAUUGAUCAAUAAACACGUCCCAUUAAUUUAUUCCCUCACUAUUUGCCAACAGAAAACAAAGGAUUGUGGGUGGGUUAAAAUAUUGUCCAUGUAAGUUUUAUGAAAUUUAUUUAAUAUUCAUAAUAGAGUGUGGAUGAGUUUCUAGUCUUAAUAUCAUAGCUGACGUAUUAUUCCUAAAUUUUCACUCGAAAUUUCAGCGUUAAUUUGUAAUUUCGCGAUUGCCAUGGCAAGCUUCCUUUCGUCUCAGUGCUAAGAUGACGACGUGGUUUUAAAACGAUGAAUGAAGAUGUCAGGGCAUUAAAAGACUCUCUAGAAAAUCUGAACACACGAAAGAGCUCACCAAGAAAGAUUUUAACAGGUGUUUUGUCACAAAUUCUGAAAAAUCUGAACUUAACCCAAAUUUAAGCUCUAAACUGUUUUGAGAGAGUGGAGUUUUCGAUCGAUACGUUCCAGGAUAAACAUGUAAAAAAUCCACGAUUGCACUCGUAAUUCGUCACCCAUGAUAUUAAUAGGUAAUCAAAUGGUAUACUCGUGAAAUUAGGAAAUAAAUUCGAUUCACUUUCGUUUAAAGGCUCGGGAAAUUAUUAGGAUUUGGACAAAACACGCAUGAAAUUAUUCCCUAAUUUCACUCGUCAUCAUUUCAUUACACAUACUUAUUGUACAUGUAUUAAGUGAACAAAAUUAAUAAUAUUACAUUGCUCUUGUUUGCGUCCUCAGUUGAUGUCUUCAGCAAAUGUUCAAGGUAUCACAAAACAGGCUGUUGCUGAGCAGAAGUCAAAAUCAGAUACAGACAAGGUAAUACUGUCUUAUUGUUAAUUGGUUCAUAAGUGUCCCAUAUAUGAUUAUGAUAGUUAAAUGCUUGUAGCUAGAACUCUGAGUGAUUUCGCCGUGGCAUGAAAGCAUUCCAGCCGCAAAAUAACCAUCAGCAACAUGGCAACCAGAAGGUUUUUGCUCGAAUGUGGAGCAUUUGAGUGUAACAGUAAAGUACAAACACACAUCUCAAGCCAAGCAAAUAGAUAAUAGGAGGAGGCAGUGUGGCCGAGUGGUUAGCCUGUCGGACACAUAGUCCAGCGGUCCCGAGUUCUAGUUCCGUUCAGAUCACUUGCUGGAUUUGUUCUCUGUCGUUCCGUGUUCAAAUCCUCAGCUACGCUUGUAAAUAGCCAACUUCAUUUCUCGGUUAUUUUAAGACCCUGAGUAUAGGUCCGGUCCUGGGAAUCGAACCCGCGACUUCACGCUUUGCAGUCAAACUUGUCCUAACGCGGUAACUUUGAAGGUGCAGUAAGUUUAAUACCCAGCUUCACUAAUAUAAUAUAAGCGUGCUUAAGUUGUUUUUAGUUAGCCUAUAUCCUUGUGCACAUUAUUUUUAUAAGGUGCUCAGGAGAAAGCAACCAAAUUAAGAUGUUGAUUUUUUUUUCAGGACAGCUCUGAAGUCACUGCCCUGCAAGAUAAACUGAAUCAGUCAAACAAUAAAUUGGCAGAGUUUAGGAAUCAGUGUGAGAAGCUCAAGAAAGACUUAAAAGUUGCACACAAGGUAUUGCUGGAACAUUACACGGAAAUUUAAAUCUUAUUGCAGUGUUAGGUACAGUAUGGUAGCAGUGUAGUUGUCACCUCAAACUUCUCAAGCCUUGCCGCCGUGUCAUUUCCUUAGAUAAGAAACUGGGAAGACCAGGAGAUGCAGACCUUGGUGAUUUGGUCUAUUUCUCAUGGGUGAAAGGAACUGUUACGGGCCGCAAUAUCGGGCUUCAGGCUUUUCUGGAGGCCCGUGUUCAAGCCUUGGAAUCGUCGUGUCGUUUCAUUAGAUAAGAACCCUAUCAGCUGUUAAAAAAGACUGGGGAAUGUAGAACCUGGUGAUGUUUCUUUCUCUCAUGUGUUAAUGGGACUUUUACGACCCGCAGUAUCUGGCUUCACGCUAUUCUGGCGGCCCAUCUUCAAGCCUUGCCAUUGUGUCGUUUCCUUAGAUAAAAACCCAAUCAGCUGUUCAAGAGGAAUAGGAGAUGCAGACCUCGUUUUUACACAGUUAGCCCAGACGUAGUGUGUAUCAACAACAUGAACAAAAUCGGAUGGAUAGGAGCUAGACUAAGAGUCGACGAUAUUCGAUCUGCAUAAUUCUUCACAUCCUACUCAGCCUCAUUCAAUAAUUGCUAACCAUACUACGGGGCGUAACCUUGCAACGAAUAAGCAUGCUGCAUGCUGGGAAGGAGUACUGUUUAAGCUAAGACAUUUUUUGGUGGCGAACGUUAACUGGGCGUGGACUUCUUGCAUUGAUUCUUAUGCCGUGUUUUUGCCCAAUUAUUCGGGAAAAUCGUCUCUUAAAUGACUGUUGGCGAUACGAAUCUGGUGGCGUCAAAGGUAUAUUUUAAAAAAGGGAACUGAAAAACCUCUCCCAUAAACGGUCUGUCUUUACCUUUUUUCACCUUACUCCGUUUCAACUCACUUUUUCUGUAGAACAUUUUUGAGGGGCAUCCGUUUUGGGGCAUUAAACAGCACUUAUGAUUGACCCAUUCACAUUUCAAUUGCCAGUAACCACAACGGGCAAAUGACUAAAAAAUUGAUUUAUUUUUAGGUACUUGCAAAGGAAGUUGGAGAUGGAUUCAACAUUACUUCACUGUUGAAUGAUUCAAGUGGGUGGAGAGGAAGACAACAGCAGAUCACAUCUUUGCAGAAUAAGGUAUAAACCGUGAAAUGAUUAAAUGCUUCUAGACCACAGCUUCUGUACAUGUAGCUAAAUAGCUGAUUCAGUGAAAUUGCUUUGGGCAUUGGGAAUUGCUCACUGGUAUUGUAAGCUACAUGUACAAGAGAGCUUUAGAUAUAAGGACGAGAACGAGUAAGAGCACGAGAUUUAACUAAAGUUUAUGUGCGUGUUCUAAAAAAGACACCCCGGAAAACUUCAUUUUAUUUUCCUUUUCACCAAAAAAAGUUAGUACGGUUAUUUAUACUGAAGGAGGUUAAGCCCUCUCCCGAUGGCAAAAUGAUAAGAUUUCUUACAUUUGAUAACUUGUUCCCGCCAUUACGACAUUCUCGCUAAAACUCGUAGUAGAAUGACGACGGCUAUCACGUUUUCCUCCCAAAAUGACUCGUAGUCGUCCUCGUCUUAGAAUCUGAAGCUUUCUAUUGUUUUGUGGCAACAGGAACCUUAAGAUUCGAGGACAGCGACAGCGGCGAAAACGUUGCAUAAACAGUGAAUUUUGGUUUUUUCAAUCUUCUUUGCGAUUAUUCCAAGUCAUGAUGCGUUGGACGGAAGACCUAUUCAUGCGAAUGAAAAAAAAGACAUGCCUUUUCCGGAUUGAAAUAAUGGUGUACGGCACACGUUUCGUCUCAUUUCUUUGCCGUCACUACACGACGAUGGCUUGAAAUUUCCUGAUGCUGUGUACUGUUACAGUAGUACAUUUGACGGAGGACCUAAACACAAGACGUUCAAUUAUUCUUUCUCUUUCUCUCAACUUGGUAACGGUCUAAAUAAUUCACGCCCAGUAGAAUUUGGCCACAUUUUUUCUUUUUUUUGUGUGACAUUUUUGUUGCUGCCUCCUGUCUUUAACCUUUAAUUUCCUCAUUUUGUAAGAUCAAUAUGAUCAUUGGUUUCUUUAAUGGACUAUUACUUGAUGUACUCGCUGUUUCGUACUGAACCACUGAUUUACUUUUGAAUUUCAAUGAUAAGUAUUGAAAUCCUGUCCGCCUAUUUCAAUACUUCUUAAAUUGUUCCAAUGAGGGACAUGGUGGACAUACCCCCCCCCCCUCCUCCCAAAUCGAUUUUUUAGUUUUGACCCUUAAGUCUUUCUUUUACCACAAACAACGUUGAUUCGGGGAUAAGGGGAUUUACGGCGUUUAAACAGAACGAGAAAAUAAAUAAAUGAAAUUGUUGAUGAAAGCACGCGUUUCAGGCAAGUAUGUCAACUACUUUGUUCCUGAUUGUAGGUAACAGAGCUAAAAAGUCAGUUGGGACAGGUUGCUCGAAGCAGCUCAGCCACAUCUAACAACAUUCUCUUGAGGUCAGCGAUGAUGUCACCCUCAUCAUUACCAUCCCAGUAUGAUGAGAAACAUCGCUCUGUGCUGAAGAAAAUUGAAAAGGAUCGCAAGGAAGCACAGGAGGUGAGAAGCCAAUAUUAGCGACUUUUAAGAUCCAAUGACGCGGACGGCAACGAGAACGUCAAAAAAACGAAAGGUUUAAUAAGCAAAACAACAACUUUGCACGUGCAUCACGCUUUUUUGUACAUUUCUUUCCCGUUUUUGCACGACUUCAUCGUGAAAAUGCCUAAUUUCGCGUCUUAAGGAGGACGUAAACAAGCAACGACGAAAUUUAAUUUCUCUUUCUGAGCUUGAAUAUGGUCACUUGAAAUUCAGCUUCAAGAAGUUUCGCCUACAUUUCACAAAGUAAGUGGGUAGGAAUAAUCGCUCCUGAUAUCAAAAGAACGCAAAUUUACUUUUUAAGCGACGUUCUCGUUGCCUUCACUCGUUGGAUCUUAAAGUCCCUAUUGUGAACGCUUUAAAACGGCUCGGUGUCACCGCUCUACAGUUGAUUUAGUUGAUAUUGCUAAUUACGCUUCCUUAUGCGCCAUGAAACUUAAUGUUAGCAAAGAGGUUAAUUGUAUAUUACAAAUGCGCAGCUUCUUUUCCGACAAAUUACCUCCCGAGAAUAUUAUAACAUGUUAAAAACUACAAAAGUGACCUUUGAAAAACUAGUAGGCUAACAAGUUUGAAAAAAUCAACAAUAUAUGCAAUCCGUUUUAAUCUUCUUUAACUUUGUCCAUCCCUGCCUCCUUUUGUAUUUUCUGUGUUAUUUAUGCAUUCUUUCAAUGUUUUGAGUGAUUGUUUUUGUUUCACUUAGUUUGGUGGCAGGUCUUACAGUUUGAAUUUUGAUAAAUUUCGUGAAAGGCUCCUUUAACUGAUAGAGGUUUCACACAAUUGCAAUCCCUUUUAAUCUCCUUCAAGUUUGUCCAUCCAUGCCUCCUUUUGUACUUGCUGUGUUAUUUAUACCUUCUUUUAAUGUCUUGAGCGGUUAUUUUUGUGUUUCACUCAGUUUGGUGGCAAUUCCUACUGUUAGAAUUUUUGCCGGAUAAAAUUCCUUUAACUCCUAAGUGAAAAUCACAUUGAUCGAAAUAUUUAUAUCGGUUCCGCUACACGUUCGACUACUGUAACUGAUAAAUGACUUUCUGUUUUUCUGACUUUUCGUGGUUGAUAAAAUAAUGGCUGUAUUGUGGUUACAAGCCCAUGUUUCGAAAACUGAGGUGUCGAAGCAUGACUGGCACUGCUAGCUUGAACAGUUAUAGAAAGAGCACUUCAGCAAUCAGUAACACGUGAAUUUACUUGAGGCUCAAGCCGGUUCAAAAGGUAGAUAGCGCUAUCCACCGGAUACUAGAUCUCUAUCCAUUGAAUAGCGCAAUUAGUUUUCCUAAUACUUAUCCAAUGGAUAGUGAUUUAUUGAUCCGGUGAAUAGCGCUAUCCAGCUUUUGAACAACUGGGGCCAGACCACACGUAGAUGUAGUUUGAGGCAAAGCACAAAUAACCCAAAACUUGAACAGGAUUUAAUUCUAAACAGUACGUCCUAGAUUUGAUACAUUGAUGCUUGCAUGCGGUAGGACUGUGUUGAACAACUAGGGAAAUUUCUUUGCUUUUACACGCUAUUAUGUGUGUAUAUUUUAUGGGCAAAGUGGUAAUUUUACUCCAUACCCCAGCUGUUGAAAGGCUGGAUAGUGCAAUCCACCCGAUAAAUCACUAUCCAGUGGAUAAGAAUUAGGGAAACCAAUUGCACUUAUCCACUAAACAGAGAUUUACCACGUUUUGUACUGCUGGGGCCAGGUGUUCUAUCCCUGAACCACCACGAACACUAACAGUACCUAAACUGGCAACAAUACUUAUAAGUACAAACACGAGGCCGACGGUGCGCUCAUUUUACCCCCUUCUCUCCAACAGUGCUCUGUUUUACGGGUGUUAAAGGUACUAAAGCUACACGGAACAUUGUGCUCAGUAUCUCCCUCACAGAAGGUCGCCGUACACUAACCGGCUGUGCUUAUCCUUGCUCUUGUGCACAUUAACGUCUAGAUAUAUAUCCAUGAACCUGUAAAUGUUACUGUUACUGGAGACUCUGCAAGUCGGAGAAAGCAUUUGUAACAUGAUAAACUACCAUCUGCUUAAAAGAUGUCCAAUUAGACAUAAAAUCCUUUGCUUUGGAACCAUUUUUUGUUGGUGUCAGCGGUUAAUUCGGAGUCUUUCUUUUCGUGACGAGCUUAACAUGAUUAUUGUCUUAGUGACUAACUUUCUGUUGUUUAUUGUUUUUGUUAGAAAACACAAGCGGAGUUAGAGAACCUGGAUCGAGAACACACCAAACUACAACAAAAACACGACGCUGCCAAGGCACGCAAUAAGGUGCUGACUAGUGACUUGAAAGGACUGAAGGCUCAAGUACAAACGCUAUUGGAAAAAGGCGCUCAUGACGAUGAGCUCAUUGCUGCACUUAUGGUGAGGAUACCAUGAACUGCCGCUUAUAAGCCCCCACACUUAUAAUCCCCCCUUCACCCCCUACACACACACACUUAUGCCCUUCAGUUAUAUACUCAUAUUCAUACACCUGUAAAUAAAACAAAACAAAAUACAUCCGGUUAAACCCCCUCCCUGGAAAAUAAGCCCCGUUUUAGCUUCUUCCUCCUAGGAUUACCACCUCAAUAAAACGUCGCAUUAGGAAGUUUCACGUCGAAGUAGUGCAGUGGAUGUCAAAACCAAUUGUUUUUUGACGUGAUCGUCGUCGUCGUUGUAGUUGCUUAAGCUCACUAUUCAUAAAGUCUUGUGACAUUUCUGCCAGAGAGAGCAACAACAGCUUAAAAGUCAGGCUGCUAGCAGAAAGGCAACCACCCCACCGCCACCCCCUAAGGGAACGUCCCAGGACAAGGCGCAGAUGGAACAUCUAAAGCAAGUGUGCCAAGAAAGGGAUCUGCGAAUACAGCAGUUGGAGAAAGAACUGGGUCACGCCAGGCUUGAACUUAAAAACACUACAGAAAAAUACAAACAAUUAUCUGAGCGCGAGACUAAAUCUGUGGCUUGCUGCACUGAAGAUUUAACAACGAACGAGGAAAGAGUAGAACAGAAUGGACCUAGUUACGGUUUUACUGGCGUUAAUACUCAAGCUACAAGAACUGUGCCAGGUUACGGGUUUGUUAAUAGUUCUGUAGAAGGUCCAUUGCUUAAGGGACCUUACCCACAGGGUGCUGAGGACUUAGGGGCUCAAAACAAUGGUUUCAUACCGUCAAGGAAAUAUGUGCCCCCUGAAGGACCAAGUAGAAACCAAAUUGGAUCCGUGCCAGGUAGUCCGGCCAGGCGGCAUGUGAUGUCCAGAGGAAGUGUGCAAGGUACAUCGGGAAGGGGAUCUGCACAGGGAUACCAGCUCCCUCCUACACCUCCCAGUGGUGGACGUGGAAGCAGAGGUCGCAGGAAUAGUGCAGGAGGCAGGUACGUAUGAAUGUUAUUCCGCCUGGUGGAGAAUUUGCAAAAAGAAAAUCGCGUGUGUAUAUAGUGAAUGUGACCGACUAAUCCGUCCUUCGUUUUCCCCCCCUUUUCCUUCCGUUUGACGCCUGCCACGCUGGCUAAACAAGAAAAGAUUUGCCUGCGUUGCAGUCAGACCUGUCACUAGCCCGAGACCUAGGGCGCUUUCCAUUCAACAAAAAGUCCGGUUUGAAAUUUCGGAAAUUCCACGCGCCCAAUGGAAGGUACAUUCGGUUGCACAGACCCGACCCAGGCCACCGCGCGUUUGGUUAUAUGUUCUUGUAAGCAGGUUACAAAAGAGCAGUACUGGGGACAACAAUUUUGUCAAAUGGAAAGGAACAUUUCGGUCCGACCGACCAAAAUGACCAGACCGGUCAAAGUGGACCUGGUGGUUCCAAAUAUUCCGGUCGGAACAAACCGAAAUGGUCCGUUCCAUUUGAUCUACCAACCGAAAUUUCCGGAAUUUUGGGUUGAAUGGAAAGCGCCCCUAGAUAAAGAACUCAAUAAAUUAUCGGGGAUUCAGACUAUCUGCGACGCAGGCUACAAAAGUGUUCAGAAAAAGCUUAGUUCUUUUUUGUACUUGCGCUAAAUAACAUAAUUUUAUUUGAAGCCAAUGACCUGUACGCUCCGAGCCUUUGUCGUUCGCGUAGGUUAACCAUGUAAACGUGAUAGAAAAUCACGUAGUCAUCUCGGUAUGGAACUCGCGCCGGUGCCGGGCGCGAGUUUCCGCCUUCAAACACGCCCUCGCAGACGUUAUGGGGAGAACGAAUUUGCCCCCCCCCCCCCCCCCCUCCGCCCCUCAUCCCGUGUCCAUACAAAAGUCUCUGUAUUGUAAAAAAAUUGCGAAUCUGCUGAACCAUAUCUUUCCUAGUUUUACAUUUCACUAUUUCUAUGUAUCACUAUAAAUCUUGGCAACUUUACUGACUUUAAGAGGCUCUGUCCAGGAGUGUUGAUGUUUGUUCGCUGAAAAAAAAAAAUAGACUAAUGGAAGACCUCUCUGUUAAGACAAACGUAAUCAGGCUAUCAAGACACACGGCUUUAGUUUAAAACCAUGGACUGGUUUUUUGUUGUUUUCAUUUGUUUACAGCGACGAAGUUCAGUUGUUAAAAUCCCAAGUACAGGAGAGUAAGUCUUUAUGCCAGGCAGCUGAAGUUGAGAGAGAUCGGCUGUUAGAACUAGUGUCGCUUCUACAGAAAAGGUAAGAUCUCCAUAGUAAAUCGUCUGGUGCGCUGGUGUUUGUAUAUUUGUUUGGGGCUGACAAUAAUGUUAACAGGCUGCCUGUUGGGGAAAAGGGCGAGACAGCUACGCUUUAAUGUCCAGUUUAGAUUUCUGCUUCUGCAUCGGUCUUCUGUCGAAUUUCACAGUGAGACUGCUUUUGGGACGCGAUCACUUCUUUCGUUAGCUAUUGCGAAGUUGCAUGGGAAAACUGCGGCAAAGUUCGUCCCCUAAAACAGUGCCAUGGUGCAAUUCGAUAGAACACCGACACAGUCUCAAGCGCAGUCUCUGAAUAUACUCCUACCGCCGCUAUAUUGGAAUACGAGAAGACUCUGGGAAAGAGGUUGACCCAGUCAACUAAGCUGAACUUGAAAGGAUUAGUCAUUCACCAUUCCAGAAACUAUAAGAGAAAUGGAUACAAACUUUCGGCGCAACAGUUAACAAGCAUUAGUUAUGAUUGGUUUAUGGUUGCCUUGAAUACCAUCGACCAAUCAUAACUGAUGCUUGUCCACCCAAAUGAUCCCAGAAAUCGUUGCGCCUAAAGCUUGUACCCAUUCCUCUUAUAGUUGGUGAAGUAGGGAACUCAUCAGGUUUUGAUCAGUUAUCACCUUUGAUCUGCAAAGAGGAAAAAAAAAGCGGCAAGAGAACUUUAGAUUGUAGGACGACACGAGUACGAGAUUUUCUUGAUACUUAGUACUGCUCUCACGCGUCAACCAGCUUUAUUAGGGACUUUAAGAUCCAACAACGCGGACGGCAACGAGAACGUCAUAAAAACAAUAGGUUUAAUAAGCAAAACAACAACUUUGCACGUGCAUCACACUUUUUUGUUUAUUUCCUUCCCGUUUUUGCACGACUACGACGUGAAAAUGCCUAACUUCGCGUUUUACGGAGAACGUAAACAAGCAUCGACGAAAUUUGAAUUCUGUUUCUGAGCCUAAAUCUGGUCCCUUGAAAUUCAACUUUAGGAGGGUUCGCCUACAAUUGACAAAGUAAGUGGGUAGGAAUAAUUGCUAUAAACACUGGAAGAACGAAAAUUCACUUUUAAAGCGACGUUCUUGUUGCCGUCGCGUCGUUGGGCCGUAAAGUCCCUAUUUUGGCUGGAAAACGUGAUAGCCGUCGUCAGAGAGGGCUUAACUUCCUUCAGCAUAAAUAACCGUAUUAACUUUUUCGGUGAAAAAGAGAGUAAAAUGAAGCUUUUUGGGGUGUCUUUUUUUUUAAACGAUCUAAAGAAUGCGAGGUCGUGGGCUCGAUCCACGGGAGCAGGCCAAUUUUCACGGUCUUAAAAUGACUAGGGAAGAAGAUUCCACCUUUACCCACGUAAGAUUUCACCUUUUAACGUGUUUUCCGUACGAUGUUAUUCCGUAGAGUUGAUGAGGCUAAAAACAUGGAGUUGGAAGCAAGCAACAAGUGGCAGCAAGAAAGACGUCAAGUGGCUCACUUGGAGAAACAGCUGAGUAGAGUGCAGUCAGGACAGGGCGUGGUCAAGGGGAAGGGGAAGGGGUACGGAACAGGAGGUACAAAGGGACCUUACCCACAGGGUGCUGAGGACUUAGGGGCUCAAAACAAUGGUUUCAUACCGUCAAGGAAAUAUGUGCCCCCUGAAGGACCAAGUAGAAACCAAAUUGGAUCCGUGCCAGGUAGUCCGGCCAGGCGGCAUGUGAUGUCCAGAGGAAGUGUGCAAGGUACAUCGGGAAGGGGAUCUGCACAGGGAUACCAGCUCCCUCCUACACCUCCCAGUGGUGGACGUGGAAGCAGAGGUCGCAGGAAUAGUGCAGGAGGCAGGUACGUAUGAAUGUUAUUCCGCCUGGUGGAGAAUUUGCAAAAAGAAAAUCGCGUGUGUAUAUAGUGAAUGUGACCGACUAAUCCGUCCUUCGUUUUCCCCCCCUUUUCCUUCCGUUUGACGCCUGCCACGCUGGCUAAACAAGAAAAGAUUUGCCUGCGUUGCAGUCAGACCUGUCACUAGCCCGAGACCUAGGGCGCUUUCCAUUCAACAAAAAGUCCGGUUUGAAAUUUCGGAAAUUCCACGCGCCCAAUGGAAGGUACAUUCGGUUGCACAGACCCGACCCAGGCCACCGCGCGUUUGGUUAUAUGUUCUUGUAAGCAGGUUACAAAAGAGCAGUACUGGGGACAACAAUUUUGUCAAAUGGAAAGGAACAUUUCGGUCCGACCGACCAAAAUGACCAGACCGGUCAAAGUGGACCUGGUGGUUCCAAAUAUUCCGGUCGGAACAAACCGAAAUGGUCCGUUCCAUUUGAUCUACCAACCGAAAUUUCCGGAAUUUUGGGUUGAAUGGAAAGCGCCCCUAGAUAAAGAACUCAAUAAAUUAUCGGGGAUUCAGACUAUCUGCGACGCAGGCUACAAAAGUGUUCAGAAAAAGCUUAGUUCUUUUUUGUACUUGCGCUAAAUAACAUAAUUUUAUUUGAAGCCAAUGACCUGUACGCUCCGAGCCUUUGUCGUUCGCGUAGGUUAACCAUGUAAACGUGAUAGAAAAUCACGUAGUCAUCUCGGUAUGGAACUCGCGCCGGUGCCGGGCGCGAGUUUCCGCCUUCAAACACGCCCUCGCAGACGUUAUGGGGAGAACGAAUUUGCCCCUCCCCUCCCCUCUCCGCCCCUCAUCCCGUUUCCAUACAAAAGUCUCUGUAUUGUGAAAAUUUUGCGAAUUUGCUGAACCAUAUCUUUCCUAGUUUUACAUUUCACUAUUUCUAUAUAUCACUAUCAAUCUUGGCAACUUUACUGACUUUAAGAGGCUCUCUCCAAGAGUGUUGAUGUUUGUUCGCUGUAAAAAAGAAUAGACUAAUGGAAGACCUCUCUGCUAAGACAAACGUAAUCAGGCUAUCAAGACACAGGGCUUUAGUGUAAAACCGUGGACUGGUUUUUGUUGUUUUCAUUUGUUUACAGCGACGAAGUUCAGUUGUUAAGAUCCCAAGUACAGGAGAGUAAGUCUCUAUGCCAGGCAGCUGAAGUUGAGAGAGAUCGGCUGUUAGAACUAGUCUCGCUUCUACAGAAAAGGUAAGAUCUCCAUAGUAAAUCGUCUGGUGCGCUGGUGUUUGUAUAUUUGUUUGGGGCUGACAAUAAUGUUAACAGGCUGCCUGUUGGGGAAAAGGGCGAGAUAGCUACGCUUUAAUGGCCAGUUUUAGUUUCUGCUUGAGAGUGCAUGGGUUUUGUGUCGAAUUUCACACUGAGACUGUUAUGGGACGCGAUCACUCCUUUCGUUAGCUAUUGCGAAGUUGCAUGGGAAAACUGCGGCAAAGUUCGUCCCCUAAAACAGUGCCAUGGUGCAAUUCGAUAGAACACCGACACAGUCUCAAGCGCAGUCUCUGAAUAUACUCCUACCGCCGCUAUAUUGGAAUACGAGAAGACUCUGGGAAAGAGGUUGACCCAGUCAACUAAGCUGAACUUGAAGGAAUUAGUCAUUCACCAUUCCCGAAACUAUAAGAGAAAUGGAUACAAACUUUCGGCGCAACGUUUAACAAGCAUUAGUUAUGAUUGGUUAAUGGUUGCCUUGAAUACCAUCGACCAAUCAUAACUAACGCUUGUCCACCCAAAUGAUCCCAAAAAUCGUUGCGCCUAAAGCUUGUACCCAUUCCUCUUAUAGUUUGUGAAGUGGGGAACUCUUCAGGUUUUGACCAGUUAUCACCAUUGAUCUGCAAAGAGGAAAAAAAAAAGCGGCAAGAGAACUUUAGAUUGUAGGACGACUACGAGUACGAGAUUUUCUUGAUACUUAGUACUGCUCUCACGCGUCAACCAGCUUUAUUAGGGACUUUAAGAUCCAACGACGCGGACGGCAACGAGAACGUCAUAAAAACAAUAGGUUUAAUAAGCAAAACAACAACUUUGCACGUGCAUCACACUUUUUUGUAUAUUUCUUUCCCGUUUUUGCACGACUUCGACGUGAAAAUGCCUAAUUUCGCGUUUUACGGAGAACGUAAAAAAGCAUCGACGAAAUUUGAAUUCUGUUUCUGAGCCUAAAUAUGGUCCCUUGAAAUUCAACUUUAGGAGGGUUCGCCUACAAUUGACAAAGUAAGUGGGUAGGAAUAAUCGCUAUAAAUACUGAAAGAACGAAAAUUCACUUUUAAAGCGACGUUCUUGUUGCCGUCGCGUCGUUGGACCGUAAAGUCCCUAUUUUGGCUGGAAAACGUGAUAGCCGUCGUCAGAGAGGGCUUAACUUCCUUCAGUAUAAAUAACCGUAUUAACUUUUUCGAUGAAAAAAAAGUAAAAUGAAGCUUUCUGGGGUGUCUUUUUUUUUUUAAACGAUCUAAAGAAUGCGAGGUCGUGGGCUCGCUCCACGGGAGCAGGCCAAUUUUCACGGUCUUAAAAUGACUAGGGAAGAAGAUUCCACCUUUACCCACGUAAGAUUUCACCUUCUAACGUGUUUUCCGUACGAUGUUAUUCCGUAGAGUUGAUGAGGCUAAAAACAUAGAGUUGGAAGCAAGCAACAAGUGGCAGCAAGAAAGACGUCAAGUGGCUCACUUGGAGAAACAGCUGAGUAGAGUGCAGUCAGGACAGGGCGUGGUCAAGGGGAAGGGGAAGGGGUACGGAACAGGAGGUACAGUGCAAGACCGACAAGCAAAGAUGGAAGACUUGGAAGAGCUGUCAACCAGGUAAACAAAAGUGAAACCUGUGAUAACUUCUAUUCAGUACUUGCAAGUCUGGUUUUUUCGGUCACGCGAGCUUUUUAAAGCAGGAAUUGGGUGCAGUGAAGUGGCACCAACACGAGAGAAAAACUCGACACCGUCGGCACUUUUUCCAUUUCUAUCGUCUAGUAGUCGUCCGUCUCUUUGCGCUAGAGAAUAUGCCAUUACUAAAUUCUGUUCUUUUUUGUCACAAGUUAUCUUUGGUUUUUAAAAGCAGUGUUACGAGAAACAGAUUCAAGUGUCUCCUUCACUGAGGGAUAGUUCUUCGUUUUCACCGAAAUAUCUUUAUCAUUGACUACGUAGGAAGCGAAAGUUGGAGCGUGAGCAAAAAAAAAAAAAAAGGAAGAACAGGGGCGAACCUAACCAUAACGUUUUUUCCCCUCCCCCUUUAUCCCUCUUUAUUUGCUCUCGUCCUAACUUUCUCAACGAACCCGAACCCGCUCGGAAACGCUUGCUACUCAGGCUAUCAUUAUCAGAGACUUUUAUACCAAUAAUAAAAGUAUCUUAAUAAGAUCUGUUAAUGCAGGUCUGUCCUUCUCAUAUCAUCGAUAGAACUGUACCCUAUCCGUAUGUGUGUAUUCUGCCCACAGGCGGAUCCUUCCUUAUAGUUCUCGAUCUAAGGCGCGCCUCUUGACCGCUAUGUCAGGGCUGCCAUCCUUUACUCUAUCCAGCAUUCCCACUCGAGGUCUUCCAGGUGGUCUCUCUCCUAUUAUUCUUCCCUCAAUUACUAAUGGGACAAGAUCGCCAUGCCGUAGGGUAUGACCAAGCCAGACUCUCUGUCUUCUGUUGAUAAGAGAUAUGAUGGCCCUCUCCUCACCGUCAGGCCUCAAUACUUCUUCGUUACAGACUUUGUCAGACCAAGUCAUGUUCAAGACCUUUCUUCAAACCCACAUCUCACAGCUCUCCAGCCUUCGCACAUCAAAUAUAAAAUGCAGUCACAGAGACUAACCUCUUUUCAUUUUCUUCAUGAAUGAAUAAUACGUUUUCUAAUAUCUUCACCAGACUCGCCAUUCAAACAGACGAAAACGACGCACUAAAGGAAGCUCUUAACUCCACUUUGAAAGCGAAAGAAGAGGACUUGAAAUUUUACCAGGAGAUGAUGGAUCAAACUAAAAAGAUUUUUGUUCAAGGCCUGAGACAGUUUAGACAGAACUCAGCACCCAGCUAGGUGGCGGAUAAUUGUGCAUAACGCGCCACAUAAUCAAUAUUUAUUUUUUUUAAUAAACCGUUAUUAUUUGA
Porites evermanni is the source of this 24230-nucleotide messenger RNA. The record is from the annotation of a GenBank genome assembly. NCBI's taxonomy places the organism in Eukaryota, Metazoa, Cnidaria, Anthozoa, Scleractinia, Poritidae.